Molecule: messenger RNA, 2833 nt
Organism: Anarrhichthys ocellatus (wolf-eel)
Lineage: Eukaryota; Metazoa; Chordata; Actinopteri; Perciformes; Anarhichadidae
Product: programmed cell death protein 10-like
Exons: 6
Coding region: 486-1139 (217 amino acids)
Biological process (GO): regulation of Golgi organization; positive regulation of MAP kinase activity
Cellular component (GO): FAR/SIP/STRIPAK complex
Molecular function (GO): protein kinase binding
Source: RefSeq, a predicted model, not a curated record
AUUUUGAGCUGUAUAAUUUAUAAUUCUGUGGCUUUGAGGGGAGAUCAGGUAGUUUGAGGUUCAAAGCAAAUCAGUCUGACGGUAAUUGCCAGGGAUUUAAAAAAAAAAUUUUUUUUAUACUCUCUUUAAUGUUGUUCUUUUAUCAGAUUCUCAAGUCGAUAUUUCAUCCUUUAUGUAAUUCCCCCCUCAGUUCAGUGCUGGGUAGUUCUGAAAAAAGUUUACCGAAAAUGUAAUUAUUUCCCAUGUCCUUAAAAGUUUGGUGAUUGCUAAAAAGUAGUAGUACACAGUGUGCAAAGUGACAGAGAGAAGAUAGAUAGAUAGAUAGAUAGAUGUAUACUUUAUUCAUUCAGAAGUUAAAGUCUGAAGUAGUGACGAGCUCUGCGAUACCAUAAUAUCAGCUCAGAGGACUCCAGCUCUACAGAUGGAUGGACUGAGACACAAUAACACGGGGUCCUCCUCGGAUAUUGCAGGAUUCUUUAGCUUGUAUGUGCUUUCUGCACAAUUACACUUCAGGACAGAAGAGAGGCCAUGAUAAGAGGGAAGCUGUGUGUGUGUGUUAUGGCUUAUGUUUGUGUGUUUGUGUUUACAACUUGCAGUUGGAGAAAGUGAACUUGUCAGCAGCACAGAUCCUGAGAGCAGCCGUUAUAAAGGCAGAGAAGGAGAACCCCGGUCUGACCCAGGACAUUGUUAUGAAAAUACUGGAGAAGAAGAACAUAAAAAUCGACUAUAACGAGUCUCUGCUUCGCAUGGCUGCAGACGAUGUGGAAGAGUUCAUGAUUGACAGGCGGGAGCCAGAGUUCCAGGAGCUGAACGAGAGAGCCCGAGCUCUGAAGCACAUCCUCAGCACCAUACCGGAUGAGAUCAAUGACCGAGUAGGCUUCCUACAGAGUAUCAAAGACAUCGCCAGUGCCAUCAAGGAGCUGCUAGACACCGUUAAUACCGUAUUCAGGAAAUACCAGCAUCGGAAUAGACGGGUGCUGGAACAGCAGAAGAAAGAGUUUGUGAAAUACUCUAAGAGCUUCAGUGUCACUCUCAAAACCUACUUCAGAGAUGGAAAAGUGAUAAACGUGUUUGUCAGCGCCAACCGGCUCACCCACCAAACCAACAUGAUACUGCAGGCCUUCAAGACUGUGGUGUAGCAGCCUGAGAGGGGACACGCGCGCGCGCGCGCGCACACACACACACACACACACACACACACACACACACACACACACACACACACACACACACACACACACACACACACACACACGCGCGCACACACAGAUGUUUUUAUUAGAGAACAGGUGAUGUGAGGCUCUGUAAUUUGUAAAGACAUUUUAUUAUUUUGGGCUGUAUAAUUUAUAAUUCUGUGGCUUUGAGGGGAGAUCAGGUAGUUUGAGGUUCAAAGCAAAUCAGUCUGACGGUAAUUGCCAGGGAUUUCUUUAUAUCUCUUUUAUGUUCUUUUAUCAGAUUCUCAAGCAGAUAUUCCUUGGUUCCGUUAUAUAUACCCCCCCCCGUCAGUUCAGUGCUGUGUGGUUAUGGAAAAAGUUUAGGAAAAUGGGAUUAUUAUUAUUAUUAUUAUUAUUAUUAAAAGUGCAAGGGAAAUAAGCAGUAUCCCAAACGUCUUCCCACAUUUUUGCACUUUUACUCAUUUUAUUCUAAUUUUUGUAGUGUAAAACAUAAUCAUGAUCUAUAUGGUGGUAUUAUGUACUUAUCUUAUGCUUCUGUCAGCUUACUUCAUAUUCGUCCACUAUAUAUAUUUUGAAGGAUAGGUGAUGGAGGUGAAAAGUCUUAGGAUAAUGACCCGAUCCUACGCUUAUUUGGAAGAACUAUACUAUGUACUGGGGAUGUGUAUGUCAGUUUUUUGCUGCAUCAGCUGUUUUUUUCUUCUUCUUGGGACCUUUUAAACAACAUCUUCUUGUGACACGAGGUGUGAGCGGUUCAAUCGCAUUGAUUUUUCCUUCUCUGUUUAAUUUAAAGGAUUUUUACAGAACUGACGUGUUUGAAGGUUUUUCACGAGGAAAAAGCUCGAUCAAGUCUUUUGUGAAUUUCCUUUUUUUGUCCUUCAUUUAUACAAAAUGAAAUGUUCUUGAAACAAUGUAUUGUUGCUGGUGGAAUUGUAUUUUCCUCCUUUUGUAAAUGUGACAUGCAUGGCACUGACACAUCUCCAGUAAAGCUAUCCCGCCAUUUGAUCAGAGAUUUAUUUUCAGCAUCUAUUCAGUCACGGAAACAACUCCUUUUGUUUUGUACCAAGAUCUCAUAAAGGGAAGCGCUGCAAACCUAGAGUCCAAAACCGGUUGGUUCGUAGAGUCCAUAGUCAGAAGUAGUUAAAAGUCAUUUCAGCAGAAGUAGACAAGUUGGGUACAACAGAGGAAGUUACAGAACUUUAAUAAUUGUUGUCAGACUGACAAAGUGGAACACUUAAACUGGGAACACCCAAUCCUAAACUGAUGGUUAGUGACUUAUUCAUUUUCAUCCAGAUUUCAAAGGAGCAGCAGAUCUUGAGUAAUUGAAUCUUUCCUUUUUUAAACAAAUGUAAUCGACAAUGAAUGUAUCUUUUCUGUCUCUUAUUCUUCCAUGGCCACAGCAAAAUAACUUCAACCAAAUGUAAAUAAAAAUGUCUCAAGAACUCUUCAACGAGAGUCACAAAGAGUGUGUUGAAAAAGCAUUUUCUUUGUUUUAUUGGAAACUGAAGAGUUCUGUCAUUUGAGGAAGACUUUGUAAAGUGGGUCUGUGUUCACAUUUGCAUUGUUGUAUGAAAGUGCUUCAUUUCUGCUCAGUUGCCCCUUGCGCUCUCUUUCUUCGCGUGCACCUCUUUUCCUCCCAGUACUUCAUUCUUCUCCCGGUA